AUGGAAACUUUAUUCAUUCAUUCAAUUGCUCAGACUAAACAAGACUUCUUCAAGGACAAUAUCGACUAGUUUUCCGAGGUAAAUCCACAUGCAUAUUAUGCUAUGGAGACUUUGGCUUAAAAGAUAGGCCUUGAGACUUAUUAAACAUUCUUUGUGAAUUCAAUCGUAGAUUUCUCGUCAUUCUGUACAUCAAUCGUGGCUAGAAUGCAGAAUGGCACCAUAAUUCACGCAAGGAAUCUUGACUUUGACUUUCCAGAUGUUCUUAACAGACUAGUAUACCUGGCAUUAUAUAAAGUUGAUGGAAAGAUAGCAGCUGAAGCUCCAUCUAUUGCUGGUUACAUUGGAUCUUACACCGGACUUAGAUAUGAUUCAUUUACUGUCUCUUACAAUGUAAGAUUCAUUAGGAACCUGUCAAAUAUUGAAAUCAAUAUGGAAAAAGAACUAGCUGGAGUGAUUCCUACUGCUUAGCUGAUUUAGGAAACAUUGAUAUAGGAGGGAAUUAACUUUAAGUAAGCUGUUCAAAAACUUAGUAAUACCGAAAUCAACACACCAUGCUACAUCAUCGUAGGAGGUAUUCAGAAGAAUGAUGGUAUUGUUAUUACUAGAGAAAGAGAAGGAGUAAAUCACACGAAUUAACUUUCAGAUGAAUAAUGGUAUGUUGCCUAAACCAACAUGGACUAUUGGUUGAAUAAAGAUGUUAGAUACGAAUAAACUAAGGAAGGUCUAGACAAAGUAGGACAAGAAGCUAUUAAUUUAGAUAACAUAGUAAAGUAAGUAUUAUGGCAGGAUGGAGUUUUGCAGAGCAUUACAAUUUUCUCUGCAUCACUAUCAGCUGCUCUAAAUAAAAAUGACAUUUAUCUGAUAAAAAAUGAAAACAGAUACAAUCUGUAUAGUGAAUGA
Molecule: messenger RNA, 900 nt
Organism: Stylonychia lemnae
Lineage: Eukaryota; Ciliophora; Spirotrichea; Sporadotrichida; Oxytrichidae
Source: the annotation of a GenBank genome assembly